Molecule: messenger RNA, 858 nt
Organism: Juglans regia (Persian walnut)
Lineage: Eukaryota; Viridiplantae; Streptophyta; Magnoliopsida; Fagales; Juglandaceae
Product: protein yippee-like At4g27740
Exons: 3
Coding region: 264-635 (123 amino acids)
Source: RefSeq, a predicted model, not a curated record
AUUUAUUUUCUUCACCGCUGAUUGCGACCCCAUUAACCUAAUCCUUAGCAACUUCGUUUUUAUUCAAGGCUUAUCUUCUUGUUGUUCCUCUAAGUUCUAAUCACUCCCUUCUUAUAAAUACACACACAUACAUCACCCAUCACCCCAGGUUGUGGAUUCAAAUAAUUUUUUCUAAGCUUUCGUGGUUAGAAAAGUUUCUCCUUGUUCUCUCUUGCUAUAUGUUUUGAUCUUAUAUGUUCCUUGGGUCCUAAGUUUUCAGUUUAAUGGCGGGGGUUGCUGGUAAUCAGCCUUUGUACAUCUGCAGGAAUUGCAAAAAUCCUAUUGCACUUCGCAGUGACCUUCUUUCUAAAGCUUUUAUUAUUGGUGCAAAAUGCUCAUUCUCCAAGAUACCUUUCUUUAGAGGAAAGAAGGGAAAAUCUGGGCCAGCAUAUAUGUUUUCUCAUGCAAUGAACAUCAUUGCUGGGCAAAAAGAGGACAGGAAGCUCAUAACUGGUGCAUACAGUGUUGCUGACAUCUAUUGCUGCAACUGUGGGGAGAUCCUAGGCUGGAAAUACUUACGUGCUUAUGAGAUGCAACAAAAGUCCAAGGAAGGGAAGUUCAUAAUCGAGACAGCGAAGAUCGCCAAGGAAUAUUAAUAAUCCUAAAUGUGAAGACAAUAUCCAUAACAGAUUCCAUUAGAAAAAAGGUCCUUGCUUCAUUUGUCCCAGAUAGAAUAUGAUCAUGUUGGUUCCACAUUUUCAGCUGUACUCACUAUAUGUGUGUGCCAUACUAUAGGCACUUUGUACCCAAAACUUGAAGGUUUUAUUGGAUAAUUAAGUUCUAUAUUGCAUAAAAACUUGUGGCUCUUUGGUUCUGAAA